AUGAAUUAUAUCAUCUCACUUCCAAAAACACCAACAGGACUAUAUGAUACCAAAGCACUUCAAAACCAAUUUAUGCAUGGAGGAAUUAUUAAAGAAGAAGAUGUCUCAAGAUUAAUCGAAGAAAGUAAGUGUUAUUUUGGAUUAGAAGAAAAUGUAGUUCAUGUAUAUGACAAUACACUUAUAUUUGGAGAUUACCAUGGACAAUACUUUGAUUUAAUUACACAAAUGAAUGACCCUUUUUGGAAAGAUCGAUAUUCAACAUCAAUUUAUUUAGGUGAUUAUGUUGAUAGAGGGACAAUGUCAUGUGAAGUACUAAUAACGUUGUUAUGUAUGAAGGUAAAUAAUCCAUCUCAUGUGAUAAUGCUAAGAGGAAAUCAUGAAAGUAGAAAUAUGACUCGAGCAAUGGGGUUUAUGGCUGAGUGUAAAAUGAAAUACUCGUUAAUUCUCUAUCGUCAGUUUUGUUCUUUAUUUGACUCUCUUCCAUUAGUGUGUAUUGUUCAUCGUGAUAUAGGUGAUUUCUUUUGUUGUCAUGGUGGAAUAUCUCCAGACAUGACAUCUAUUAACCAAAUCAACUCUAUUGAUCGUUUUCAUGAACCACCUCUUGAAGGUCUUUUUUGUGAUUUAUUAUGGGCUGAUCCUAUUAGUGAAAAAAAGUUUGAAGAACAACCUGGAUUUAAAAGGCAUUAUGAUGCCAUUUCAUUUUUACCGAACAAUGAAAGAAAUUGUUCGUAUUAUUUUGGAUAUAAAGCUAUUGAUGAGUUCUUACAAAAUAAUAACAUUAUUGCAGUUAUUAGAGGACACCAAUGUAAUAGGGAAGGUGUUGAGAUGCACUUUUUUGGAUGUGAUGAAUUAGAAUUUCCUCUAUGUUUUACUGUAUUUAGUGCAUCUUUAUAUUCUUUAAACAACCAGAGUGGGACUUUAUUAUUGUCAAAUGAAAAAAUUGAUAUUGGAAGAUACAACCAACCAGACUGUUUAAAUCAAUAUAAUCCAAUUCUUCCAAAUCCUAUUUUAUUUUCAGUAAUUAAAGUUAUGGAAAGUAUUGAAGAUAUUAUGUACCAAUUAAUUCCAUUUGUUUUCAAUGAAGAAAACAGUGAACAUGAAGAGACUGAUAGAAUCCAAGAAAAUCAAAUACAAAUUCAACAAGAAAAUUUUAAGAAAGAAGCAGGUUCGUAUUUUGGUAGUUCAGAAAAAGACCCAAAACCAUUAUUUUUUGAAAAUCCAAUAACUCCUCUAAAUUCUUGUUUAUCUCAAAGUAAUCCAGGUGAUGAGGAGGGUAUUAAUGUUAUUGAAAAAGAACUUAGUAUUGAAGUACCUGAAGUAAAACAAUCAAUUUCAAAAAAAGGAAAAAUAAACAACAUUUCUAUAACAUUUAAAGAAGAUACCCAAAAAAAGAAUUCACUAUUUUUAUCAUUUGACCAAAGUGAAGUACACCCUUUAAUAUAUAAUGAUUUACAUGCAUCUAUUGCUACACAAGAACCAAGUCUAUAUGAAACGAAAGAUACCACAAAACUAAUUAGACAAGAAAGUCUCCCUGUUUCUAUUGAUGAAAUUAGAAAAAAGUAUUUAGGAUUGAAUAAAUGA
Messenger RNA from Entamoeba dispar SAW760, 1581 nucleotides. Its product is annotated as serine/threonine protein phosphatase 2B catalytic subunit gamma isoform, putative. Gene Ontology annotation, molecular function: calmodulin-dependent protein phosphatase activity; calmodulin binding. Gene Ontology annotation, cellular component: cytoplasm; calcineurin complex. The coding region runs from base 1 to 1581 and encodes 526 amino acids. The transcript has 2 exons. Gene Ontology annotation, biological process: calcineurin-mediated signaling. The record is from RefSeq and is a predicted model, not a curated record. Lineage: Eukaryota; Evosea; Mastigamoebida; Endamoebidae.